UCAUAACAAGGGAACACUCUGUCUAAAGCAGAUGCUAGCGCAAGUCCCAAAUUUUUCCUCCGAUAUCCAAUUACUGUAGAAUGAACUUCUAGUAAAAAGCCCUAAUAAGCGUUCGUAGACUCAAAAAGGAAUCGUAUUUGCUACCAUGACAUGCAGCAAAGCGGACAGAAAUAUGAAACAUGUUUGAACGAUGAUGUGAAUGGGAUAACUAUAAGACGUGUUAGUUGCUGAACUUGUGUGUUUGUCAUUUAGUUUUUUAUUAAAAAGCUGAAGGAUGCAAUGCAAAAUGCUCGUUUACUUUCGAUCCGGAAUUGAAGUGAGAAAGCAAAUAUAGUUUACAUUUCAUGUUUGGUUAGCUGUGAAAGGCUUUCAACCGGAAAUUUAGUAGAAUUAUGGCUUUUUUGUGAAAAUGUAAUUACUUUUCAAGACAUUUUGUUUGGAACAGGAUGCAUCAAAAUUAAUUUUUAAAAACCGUCCAGCGGGUGACCACAGUAGGGAGUCUGAGGACUACUUUGGGUGGCUUUGUUGUUCAGCGGAAUAAAGAAUAAAGAGCAAAGCGAUGAAGCGAGGUGGGGACUGGGAGGGGAGGGGUAAAUAAAAAUUAUAUAGUUUUACUUUCUAUUAAAAACAACUGCAUUCGUCAUGAAUCUCAAGAAAUGGGUGGCAGCCAUAUUGAAUACUGACUUUGGUGAGGCUGCAAACACACGCAAGUUAUCACACCGCAUACUACAACCUAAUCUUUCCGUCCCCUUCCCUCGUUCAACAUAGCUACAUACACAUUCGACAAGGCCCCCUCGCCCACCCGCUUUGGAAAUCAAAUUGCCAUGUUUAGAUUAAUCACGCCCUAAAUCACUUCGAGUGGCUUACUGAUGAAUCGCACGCGCUAUCUCAGUGGUUGGUCGGCUACAGAUGGUUAUCGAUCAGGGGUUACGAUCAUGUAUUCCAUUUACAUAAAUGGCAUUGUGAUCUGCUUGGCUUCUUUCCCGAUGAGUCUUUAAAUGGCUUCCCUUCACCAAAAUUGUCUGCUCCUCUGUCUGGGAGUUGUUUUAAGCUUGUCGCAUUUAAAUCUCUGUUUCGGUGUUCAAGGCUUCCCUGAAGAGGAACCACAAUGUUCUUUUCCGGGAUUUUUGCAAGACUCGGGUCCAAAAUUGUCAAACAGAGAAUGGCGCCAUUGGUCACGAGGCAAGAGAUUUCCUUACGAAAGAAAUAAACCUUUCAAUGAAUUCAGAAACAACAGAAUGAAAGAAGAGUACAAAUGGGUCUUCAACGAAGGGAAAAUUGAGAUAUUGGGAGAUUCGUAUUCUUCAAGAACUAAAUCGGUGUUUUACUGUUGGAGAAAGCUUGCUCCUCAUGUUUUCAUUAUCCUCCGUAAUGACUCGAUGAAUGAAACUCGCUCGAACGUAAAGUAUUAUUCUUGGAUGAAAUUCCGGAAAAGAGGGCGAAGUGUGGUCACAUACGAACAGUCGCCCUGGAGACCCAAUCAAACGCACCUGGCCUGUAAUGCAAGUGAUCUACUGGCGAACGAAAGUCCUUUGCUUUCAAGUGUUUUAGAGGAGAUACCGGAUUGUCCGGCUGUGCUAAGGGGAGGAUUUCAAAUUACUGAGGUCGAUAAUGAGCUAAUAGGGAAACAAUGCCUCCCUAACAAAGACGCUGCGAUUAUGGGAACGUUUGAAUCUGACUGUGUGGGUAAGGAAGGCUUACGGAUCCACUUAACAAGGAACACUCAUUGUUUAAUGAGAGAGCGUCAUCUGAAUAACCCUUUCACCAUCGAUCUGGCUUUGUCUUGCUUCAGUGCACCAUGGAGAGAUGGAAAUUUUACAUACUUUAUUGCCAAGAGACGAACUUAUACAGCGAGGAGCGCAUUUUCAUUUCUCGCAUCAGACUUCUUCUGUAUUAGAUUUCGAAAACUUACAAACAGAGACAGAGACAACGUUGUAUUGCAUCUUUACAAUGCGCCGAUUUGCACGAGAAAUGCGUCAGACGGAGUAAGAUCAUUAACAUUUCACAUGAGACGAGGAGUGAACGUUGGAGAAACAGACAGACCUCUUUCUCAAAUCACUAAAGUGGAGUGUAACUUCCCAGAAAAAAUUCGUGGAAUCUGGAAAGAAAUAUCCGUUCAUAAUGGUUUACGUAACGUCUUCAUAAACGAAACAUCAAUUAAUAUUCCCCCAUAUGGAAACUUCCAUUGUAAACAGAGGUAUGUUUUUCAGCAUCAGGCUCCCCACGAAUGCAGUUCAUUAGUUACCGGGAAAUGGCCUGGAUCGGGACGGUCAAAAUUCUUUAUCGAUGAUUAUAUACUAGUGUCAAACUUUACCAAUGGCUGUUAUCCCAGAUUAAGUCGCCUAGGUAUCACAGACAUCGUUGGAAGUGAUAUGUUAGUAUACAGACUUUCCCAAAGUCAGUUGAUAAUCCCGAAUGGUCAUAACAAUGAUUCUUUAGUGUAUUAUUACUAUAAUCAUAUCCUGCGACUGUUUUGCUCAAGCUGGCUUCCAUACAUGAAAGAUCCUUAUCCUGUCUGGGGUCGCAAUAUUGACAAAAUCAUAAUAAGACGCCAUGCACCUCUGAGAAAAACCAGCUGCUUUCUUCCGUCCCGGGGGAAAGGAGUUUACCAUUUCAAGUCAGUUAACAGUGGUAAUCAGGUUGAAUGCAAGGGACCACUGUCACGUGUCGAUUUUGCGUGCAACAAUACGCUUUCAUUUGAAGUGAAGUACGAUCCAGGUUGCCAGACGUCUGACACCGUUUAUUCUUGCAUCGGAAAAGCGUGGAAAAUGGGCGAUUUUUUCUUAGUUCAAGAAAUCAAAACUAAAAAUAUCAGCUGCAUGUGGUUUGAUGAGUCAGACAAACAGAUGUUUCUUUUAAACUCGCCCCAGUGCUCGGACAUAGACUGGGGACAAGGAAUGGAUCCUCCAAAAGAUGUCAACUUUGAAGAAAUUUUAACUUUUCAGUAUUAUAGCAAAUGUCCAGUUUAUUCUGAAUCGCGUGACCUUGACUAUCCAAUAAUAAUCAAGUUUCGGAAUAUGUCACGUAAUUUGAACUUAAUGUCACGCUUGCAGGUCUUAGCUUGUCUUCUAAUUUCAUUCACACAUUAAGAAAGCUCAGGGAAGAAAGCGUAAUUAAAGGCGAGAGAGGAUGACCCAAGACAAGCUAACGUUCUUGUACCAGGUCACAAGCUGCAUGAGCUCCUGCCGCCCAGGAAUGUAUCUAGAGUGGACUGAAGGAAAAAGCGCGCUUUCAAUUUACCUGUGGUCCGUACGAACAGGUGACGUCAUAGUUUUAUCUUUCAUCAUUCACGCACGCUUUGUAUAAGCUGACCUUAUUGUAUGUUACCUAGUUUUUAAUAUUUUAAAAGUAUGUCACUAUUUCUUAUAUAUUUCUUAAUAUUGUCAAUGAAUGUGUAAUUCAACCUUUGGUUGCAAUGUUUUUCAAAUAAAACUAUCUAUCUAUCUAUCUAUCUAUCUAUCUAUCUAUCUAUCCAUUCCACACAUGACGAGUUUCUUAAAUUUAUUUUCAAACUUCGCUGGGCGCCGUGGACUCAGUUGACUUUUCGCACCACCAGUGAUUAUCGGAGGUUGAGGAAUUGUUAGUAGGGACAGAAAAAGUAAAUAAAAUGGAGCUUUGUAUAAGCUCUUGAGGGAUGGCUUACUUCUGAUCACAACUAAGCUUACCAUCUUAAAUAUCUGUGGUUUCGGGUUUCUAUGGUAAUGGUUACUGUGGCAUUUACAAUGUAGUUCAAAGAUAUUGCCUCUAAAAUCUGUCCCUAGUUGUCAGUCUUCAA
Messenger RNA from Stylophora pistillata, 3775 nucleotides. RefSeq lists its product as uncharacterized. The record is from RefSeq and is a predicted model, not a curated record. NCBI's taxonomy places the organism in Eukaryota, Metazoa, Cnidaria, Anthozoa, Scleractinia, Pocilloporidae.